AUGGGAGACGAUGAUUUGGCAGAAAUCCGAGCAAAAAGAAUGGCAGAGCUGCAGGCUAUGAGUGGAGGAGGAGGAGGUGGGGCACAGGACCGACAGAAGCAGCAAGAGGAUCGUAUGAAGCAGAUGGAGGAGAUGAAGAAUGGAAUUCUAUCCCAGGUUCUAGAUCAACAAGCCAGAGCUCGUUUGAACACGUUAAUGAUUGCCAAGCCUGAGAAAGGACGGCAGGUAGAAGGAAUGCUCUGCCAGAUGGCGCAGACCGGUCAACUUGGAGGAAAACUUGGAGAGAGUGAUCUUAAGGAUUUGUUGGAGAGGUUUAACAGUGAUAAACCUGCUUCUAAAGUUAAGUUUGAUAGAAGACGUGCAGCCCUUGACAGUGAUGAGGAUUAAUCAGUUUAAAUAACAAUUGAUCAACAAAUUAAUAUCUUUUACAAAUAUUUUGGAAAAGUGGAAAGUAACCAAAAUAUCUUAAUUAUUUUUAACAUUAUCACUGCCUUGUUUUGAUCUGUGAUGUAUUGAUGACAAGCAAAAUAUUCUUGAUAAUGGUAAAAAAUCACGCAAAAUCAUUGAAUAGCAGUUAACAAUAUUUUUACAAGUUCGUCGGUGCCCUAACAUCGUUAUGAUGUGUCUCAAGCUUAUUAAUCAAUUUUUAUCGACAUAAGAGCUAAAACCCGUUCUUCCUUUAAGGCGUCCGUUUUGCGCACUUGAUGAUUUUUUCGCGAUCUUUAGAAUUGAGCCAUUUUUCAGA
Eurytemora carolleeae is the source of this 745-nucleotide messenger RNA. RefSeq names its product programmed cell death protein 5 (gene PDCD-5). The record is from RefSeq and is a predicted model, not a curated record. Bases 1 to 387 code for a protein of 128 amino acids. The transcript has 4 exons. Lineage: Eukaryota; Metazoa; Arthropoda; Copepoda; Calanoida; Temoridae. Gene Ontology annotation, molecular function: DNA binding. Gene Ontology annotation, cellular component: cytosol; nucleus.